Diaporthe citri is the source of this 2154-nucleotide messenger RNA. RefSeq lists its product as uncharacterized. The record is from RefSeq and is a predicted model, not a curated record. Gene Ontology annotation, biological process: translational termination; nuclear-transcribed mRNA catabolic process, deadenylation-dependent decay; translation. Gene Ontology annotation, molecular function: translation release factor activity; GTP binding; GTPase activity. Gene Ontology annotation, cellular component: translation release factor complex. Lineage: Eukaryota; Fungi; Ascomycota; Sordariomycetes; Diaporthales; Diaporthaceae. The transcript has 5 exons. The coding region runs from base 1 to 2154 and encodes 717 amino acids.
AUGUCGAACCUUAACUCUUGGGAAGACGACCCUGCGGCCCAGGAAGAGAACCUGGCCCAGCAGGCCCAGCAGAUGAACCUGGGCAACCAGCCCCAGGCCCAAUCGCAAGGCGGCUUCCGCCCUGGCGCUGCGACCUUCUCCCCUGGAGCUGCUGCAUUCCAGCCCGGACAACCCUUUGUUCCAGGAGGCUAUGGCGGCCCUCAGUACCAGCAAGGAUACUAUGGCGGUCAGCAAGGCUACUACCCACAGUAUGGCGGUCAGGGCCAAGGCUACGCGCAGUAUGGGCAGGGUGGUUACGGCAAUGUCUACGGCCAGGGCCAGUACAACCAAGCAUAUGGCCAAUACCAGGGACAAGGCUUUCAAGGACAACAAGCCCCGCAACAGCAACAAGCACAAGCUCCCAGACAGACUCCCACCAUCGCCAAGCGACCGAACGACCCUGCCGCUGCUUCUUCCGAAUCCGCACCAAAGCCUACCGUUCAGAAGGAGGGCGGUACCAAGGUUCUGAGCAUCGGAGGCGACGCCCCCAUGCCCAAGGCUAAGGUCCUUUCGAUUGGUGGCACGGCGCCUCCCAAGGAGGAACCAAAGACCGAGGAGGCUGCGUCAGAAUCCAAGGAGGCCGCCGCCGACGAGGGAGCCAAGGUGACAGCGGCAAAAGCGAUCGAGAAGACUGGCGAGAAGGCCGGCUCGGAGAAGGCGUCCUCCGGCAAGACGUCCCCUACACCAUCCUCUGGGCGAUCCAGCCCCUCACGGGCCGGCCCUAAGGGCGCCAGUCGUGAUGCGGUGGCUGUCGAGCAGGAGCAGACUGCUGAUGUCGACGAGGAGACGUUGAAGGAUAUGUACGGUAAGGAGCACGUCAACAUUAUCUUCAUCGGUCACGUCGACGCCGGAAAGUCCACUCUUGGUGGCUCUAUUCUCGUCGUCACAGGCAUGGUAGAUCAAAGGACAUUGGACAAGUACAAGAAGGAGGCCAAGGAUAUGGGUAACCCGUCAUGGUACCUCUCGUGGGUUUUGGAUCUUACAAACGAAGAAAGGUCAAAGGGUAAGACUGUCGAAGUUGGUCGAGGGUUUUUCGAGACGGAAAAGCGGAAGUACAGUGUUCUGGAUGCUCCCGGCCACAAGACAUACGUGCCAAACAUGAUUGGCGGAGCCUCACAAGCAGACGUUGGUAUUCUCGUCAUUAGUGCACGAAAGGGCGAGUACGAAACUGGAUUCGAGAAGGGUGGCCAGACACGUGAGCACGCCAUGCUGGCCAAAACCCAAGGUGUCAACAAGUUGGUGGUGGUGAUCAACAAGAUGGACGACCCGACGGUGGAAUGGUCGCAUGACCGUUACAAGGAGUGCACGACUAAACUGGCCACUUUCCUCAAGGGUACCGGGUACAAUCUGAAGACGGAUGUGUUCUUCAUGCCCGCCGCAGCCCAGUCACUGCUCAACAUCAAGGACAGGCUACCGGAAGGAGUCGCACCAUGGUACGAUGGGCCAUCACUGCUGGAGUACCUGGACAACAUGCAGGCUCUGGAGCGCAAGAUCAACGCGCCUUUCAUGAUGGCCGUGUCUGGCAAGUACCGCGACAUGGGCACCAUGGUCGAGGGCCGUGUCGAGGCUGGUGUGGUGAAGAAGGGCAUGACCUUGACUAUGAUGCCUAACAAGGCCAAGAUCGACAUUUCUGCAAUCUAUGGCGAGCAAGAAGAUGAAAUCCCCCACGCACAGUGCGGCGACCAAGUACGAAUGCGGCUGCGAGGUAUUGAGGAGGACGACAUCCUCCCAGGAUUCGUGCUCUGCUCGCCAAAGCGCCUGGUCCACUGUGUCAAGUCCUUUGACGCCCAGAUCCGAAUUCUGGACCUGAAGUCCAUCCUUUCGGCUGGUUUCAACUGUGUGCUCCAUGUUCACGCAGCCAUCGAAGAGGUCACAUUUGCGGCUCUGUUGCACAGCCUGCAGAAGGGCACCAACCGCAAGAGCAAGCGGCCGCCUACACACGCAAAGAAGGGUGACAGCAUUAUUGCACGAAUGGAAGUUACUGGCGCCUCAGGCGCAGUUUGCGUGGAGAGAUUCGAGGAUUAUCCUCAGAUGGGUCGCUUUACUCUGCGUGACCAAGGUCAGACGAUCGCUAUUGGAAAGAUCAUCAAACUCAACACCGAGGAUGCUGCCUAA